Messenger RNA from Iphiclides podalirius (scarce swallowtail), 777 nucleotides. NCBI's taxonomy places the organism in Eukaryota, Metazoa, Arthropoda, Insecta, Lepidoptera, Papilionidae. The record is from the annotation of a GenBank genome assembly.
AUGGACAUUUGCAACAUCCAUAGAUCGAUAGUACAGGAGCCAGUUGUGUGUUUCGCUAUGGAGUGGCUAUUUGGACACCGAAUGACGCCCGACGAGAUGCUGCGUAAAAACCAGCGCGCUCUCAAUAAGGCCAUGCGGGACUUGGAUAGAGAGCGGCUCAAGAUGGAGCAACAGGAGAAAAAGGUCAUCGCAGAUAUAAAGAAGUUGGCCAAAGACGGACAAAUGGAUGCCGUGAAGAUAAUGGCCAAAGACCUGGUGCGCACCCGUCGCUACGUGCGCAAGUUCAUGCUGAUGAAGGCGAAUAUCCAGGCAGUGUCACUGAAGAUCCAGACCCUCAAGUCGCAGAGCACAAUGGCGCAGGCGAUGCGCGGCGUCACGCGCGCCAUGGCCACCAUGAACCGCCAGCUCAACAUGCCCCAGAUACAGAAGAUAUUGCAGGAGUUUGAGAAGCAGUCGGAGAUUAUGGACAUGAAGGAGGAGAUGAUGAACGACUCCAUCGACGAAGCAAUGGAGGGCGAUAAUGAUGAAGAGGAAAGCGAUGCGGUCGUGUCCCAGAUCCUGGACGAGCUGGGUCUACAGCUCAACGACCAGCUCUCGGGGCUGCCGCAGGCGACAGGCUCCCUCUCUAUCGCCAGCAAGCAUCCGUCGGCGGUGGCGGCGGUGGGCGGCGGCGGGGCAGGGGCGGGGGGCGGCGCGGGGGCGGGGGGCGGGGCGGGGGCGGCGCUCAGCGACGCCGACGCGGAGCUGCAGGCGCGCCUCGACAACCUGCGCCGCGAG